Colletotrichum spaethianum is the source of this 1824-nucleotide messenger RNA. Its product is annotated as nucleoporin NUP145. Bases 1 to 1824 code for a protein of 607 amino acids. The record is from RefSeq and is a predicted model, not a curated record. The transcript has 3 exons. NCBI's taxonomy places the organism in Eukaryota, Fungi, Ascomycota, Sordariomycetes, Glomerellales, Glomerellaceae.
AUGAGUGAUGCCGACCGCUCCUUUUACAACUCGAUGAGGCCUAGUUGGGGACCUGACGGAACUCUGGUUUUCGCCUCUACCCGCUCGGCCCUUGAGGGCGCUGGGAGUAAAAACACGGCUGACAGCCUCAUGAUCACGAAGAACGUCAUCCAAGCUCAGGGUCGCGAGAUUCAAGUAGCCAAGUUUUCCAACGAGGCGUCCGCGAAAGCCCUUGAGAAUCAGAUCCAGAUGACGCGGAUAGAGCUUGCCGGAGGCGUUCCGGAGCCAUCGUUGCACCCUACGACGCUCAAGUCCAUUUUCCACGACCAGGACGCCAGCAACCCUGCUAACAUGCACGAAAAGCUAGUCUGGGAGCUUGCGAGUAUUCUCUUUGACGCAGCUGGAACCGCCAACGGAGCGUCUGAAGCUGGACCCCGCAAAAACACCCUUUCCCAGUUUUGGGCGACACUCGUCGACUCUGCGUCGUCGCGAUCCGUCGCUCUCGCGAGAUCAGGUGAAGAAAAGGCCAUUGCUGCCUUGUCUGGCCACCGAAUUCAAGACGCUUGCAAAUAUCUUCUCGACGGCAAAAACUUUCGGCUUGCUACCUUGGUAUCUCUGAUUGGCAGCAAUGAUCAAUCCAAGAAGGACAUGCGCGAGCAGCUUAACGAAUGGCAAGAAGCCAACUUCUUGUCUGAGUUUGCCGAUCCUAUCCGGGCAAUAUACGAACUUCUCAGCGGUAACUCUUGCGUUUGCGAGGGAAAGAAGGGCGUUCCCCUCGAAGACCGUAUGGAAUCUUUUGUUAUCUCUGAACGGUUCGGUCUGGACUGGAAACAGGCCUUUGGCCUACGUCUCUGGUACUCCAUCUCACGCGAGGACGAUCUUUCUGCCGCCGUUCGUGUUUUCCAAGAUGACGUUACCCAGGAUAGAGAGCAGCGGCCGCAAACAUGGUAUCUCGAGCAAGGCAUUCCAGCGCUUUGGCAAGAUCAAGACCAGGAUCAGCGCGAGGACCUCUUGUGGGGCCUUCUCAAACUCUACGCGGACGAGCAAACCGAUCUAGAGGCUGUGUUGCGUCCAGAAAACAGCCAGCUGUCGCCUUUCAACGUCCGUCUCAGCUGGCAGCUCAGCCGCGCCCUGCUCUCUACCAACAAGGUGUCUUAUGGUGCUGACGCAAUCGAAAAGGCCGACGCCUUGACAAUCUCUUUCGCCGAUCAGCUGAUCAACGAGGGAAGCUGGCUCGAGGCUACGUUUGUCUUGUUGCACCUGAGCCAGCCCGAAGUCAGGGCCAAGGCUGUGCAAGACAAUCUCUGUCGCCAUGCUGGUCUCUUGGGGCCCGAAAACGGUACAAGCUUUACAACCCUCACUCAAACCUUGAAGAUCCCGUCUGCAUGGAUCUGGGAGGCUCAGGCUCUCUACAUGAGGGCUGUCAAGAAGGAUGCUGCCGCUGAAGUGCAGUGCCUGCUCCGGGCAGGAUCAUACCCGGAGGCCCACGAGGUUUUCGUGCACAAGGUGGCACCAUCCGCCGUCAUCAGCCGCGACUAUGAUGAGCUGGCUUCUAUCCUGUCUCGCUUUGAAGGUCACGACGACGACAUCGCAGGCUGGACUCUUGGUGGCGAAGUUUACAAGGCGUUCCUGGAACUGGUGAACCGUCGCAGGCAGCGACAGCAAGCCCUCUCACCUGUUCUCGAAAAGUUGGUUGCGGGUUUGCCUGCCAUGCGUGAGAAUGCCGAAAGUGCCAACAUCACGAGCUUGGCAGCCAUUUUUGAGAUGGGGUCGACCGUAGCUAAGGUGAUGGUAGAAACUUCUAAGCAAGAGCAGGUCUUCCUCUCACGGAGGACGCUCACCUAA